AGCUAUUGUUGAUGAAAUACAGUCCACUUAACCUUUAAGGGACAUUUUUGUAAUUGAAAAAAACGUGUACAUUGAGUAUUAAAACAAGUGUCUUCUCAGUUAUAUACACGUUUUUAGUUGAUAGCACAGUCAACUCAACGGUAAGAAAAGGUGGCCUAAGGUUAAAUCAUCGCUUGACGAUUGGCGCUACAUUUGUAGAAAUCACUAAAACCAAGAAAUGAAGCCUUAUAUACAAAUUAUAUAUUGCCUGCUGGUCUAUGCUUCCUUAACCAAUUGUUUGAAGCAUAUACAGGACAGCGAACCUUUAUAUGAAGCAUUAAACGAUGAACCUGAGAACAUAGACACAUUCAGUCGGGAAGAGCGUUCUAAAUCAUUUCCUAGAGUUGGAAGAUCAUAUGUGAGCAAUGCAAACAGACUAAGACGAAUUCUUAUGAAUAAUCCAACACUGUUGAUUGGUGAACCAAAACGUUCUGUUCGCCUUAUGCGUUACUGAAAAUGAACUGCUUUAAAGUGUGCAUAUGAUACUGGUGAAUGAUUCAUAUAUUCUACAUAAGAUGCAAAGAAUAUAAUAAAAAUGAACAAACAAUCUCGGCUUCUGAUUCAAUAUAUUGUACACUGAGUGGAAUCAACGAUAGGAUUUCAGUCGGUAAUUCUUCCAGUAUAUAACAGAUGUGAAUAUGGUGUCGAACUCCGUUUACAACUGGAAAUGGAGAGAAUUAUCCUUCCUUCAUUGUCAUAAGAAAAA
Messenger RNA from Trichobilharzia regenti, 745 nucleotides. Lineage: Eukaryota; Metazoa; Platyhelminthes; Trematoda; Strigeidida; Schistosomatidae. The record is from the annotation of a GenBank genome assembly.